Molecule: messenger RNA, 1703 nt
Organism: Dendroctonus ponderosae (mountain pine beetle)
Lineage: Eukaryota; Metazoa; Arthropoda; Insecta; Coleoptera; Curculionidae
Product: UDP-glycosyltransferase UGT5
Exons: 3
Coding region: 90-1649 (519 amino acids)
Molecular function (GO): UDP-glycosyltransferase activity
Source: RefSeq, a predicted model, not a curated record
UUCAGAAUGUUUUAUUGAACACUAAAUUCCCGAGUGUGGUGUGAGUACGCGUCGUUCAUUUGUCUGUUGAGGAUUGAAGAGCAUUAAGCAUGUUGAUUGUUCACUCGAUGAUCGUGAUAAUAGUCUUAUCUUUUACGGAUGGCGCGCGGAUUUUAGGAAUUUUUCCAAUGGCCGCGGUAAGUCACCAUACUUUAUACUCAAAGCUCAUGAAAGGAUUGGCCGAAGCUGGCCAUGAUGUCACAGUGGUCAGCCCUUAUCGCCUUAAAGAGCUGCCGAAAAAUGGCAAAUAUCGAGAUGUGGUUUUGGAAGGGUUUGCCGCAGAAUACGAGGACAAGCUGAAAUCGCUGAACUAUUUCGAACUGAGAGAAAAAUCACUGAUCGAUCGAUAUUUUCAUUUUACCGCAUUGAUGCUGCCAACAACCAAUCACACAUUGCAUAAUGCAAAUUUAAAAAAGCUGGUCGAAUCCAACGAAACAUUUGACGCUCUUAUACUAGAACAGAUGUUCAAUGAUAAUAUGAAAGUAUAUGGAUACAUCUUUAACUGCCCAGUAAUUCUGCUAAGCCCAUUCGGGCCGAACUCGUGGGUGAAUCCGACCGUUGGCAACCCCCAACCGCCCUCCUAUGUACCGCAGAUGAAUCAACAAGACUUUUCCAAUGACCUUUCAUUCUUCAAUAGGGCCAACAAUUUGUAUUGUUUCAUUGUGGAGUAUUUGAUAUUUAAAUAUUACAUUUUUCCCCAACAAGAGAGGAUGAUGCACGCGAUUUAUCCAGAUGCUCCCCCACUCGAUGAUUUAUAUUCAAACGUUUCGCUAGUUCUACUCAGUUCGCACACCAGCAUAUGGUCGCCCGUACCUUUGGUGCCAAAUAUGGUGGAAAUCGGAGGGUUCUUUAUUGAUCCCCCUAAAAAACUACCCCCCGAUUUGCAAGAGUUUAUGGACAAAGCCACUGAGGGGGUGAUAUACUUUAGCAUGGGUUCGAAUUUGAGAAGCAAAAAUAUUCCUUUGGAAAAGAAACAGGCCUUCCUCAACGUGUUCAAGAAACUAAAGCAAAAGGUGAUUUGGAAAUUUGAGGACGAAAAUCUCCCCAACAAACCACAGAAUGUUCUGAUUAGGAAAUGGUGCCCCCAGACAGAUAUUUUGGCUCACCCUAAUACGAAACUCUUCAUAACACAUGGCGGUUUGCUCAGCACAACUGAAGCCAUCCACUAUGGAAUACCAUUGCUGGCAAUUCCAGUUUUCGGCGAUCAGCCCACAAAUGCUGCCAAGGCCGUAAUGAAUGGAUACGCCCUUCAACUGGACUAUCACGAUCCCAACUUCAAUGAAGAAACUUUGGACUAUAUGCUGAAGGAGCUUUUGAACAAUCCGGUGUACAUGAAGACGGCAAAAGAAAAGUCGACAAUUUACCAUGACCGACCAAUGAAACCCAUGGAAGCAGCGGUUUUUUGGGUUGAAUAUGUUAUUAAACAUCGGGGGGCGCCGCAUUUAAGGGUGGCUGGCCUUCGAAUGCCUUGGUAUCAGUACUUUAUGGUGGAUGUGUUAGGAUGUGCAGUGCUCGCUUUGGUUCUGAUUGCGUAUGUUUUCAAUGUUGCGAUACGAAGGGUUUUUCGGCAGAAAUCUGGAAAAGUCACUAGCUUAAAGAAGAUAAAUUAAUUUCUUAGUGAUAUUUUAAAUUGUUGAUGCGUGUUGAUAAAAGUGUACACAAGA